Messenger RNA from Talaromyces marneffei, 1293 nucleotides. RefSeq lists its product as uncharacterized. The record is from RefSeq and is a predicted model, not a curated record. Gene Ontology annotation, molecular function: anthranilate phosphoribosyltransferase activity. Gene Ontology annotation, cellular component: cytosol. The transcript is spliced from 2 exons. Gene Ontology annotation, biological process: L-tryptophan biosynthetic process. The coding region runs from base 1 to 1293 and encodes 430 amino acids. NCBI's taxonomy places the organism in Eukaryota, Fungi, Ascomycota, Eurotiomycetes, Eurotiales, Trichocomaceae.
AUGGCUGAGGUCACCAAGCCCGAGCCUGUCUCGAUCUCACCCCUCCUCCAACGUCUCGCAUACCCCGAUGUCGCCCAAAUCCAAGUAUCCGCAGAAGAAAUCGCCGCCGCUUUUGCACUGAUAUUCGAGGAUAGACUGUCCUUGAUACAGACAGCCGCCCUGUUGACGCUUUUACAUUCAACUGGAAAAGAUCGUGAUGCAAAAGUUAUUGCCCUAUGCUCACAUCGCAUGAGAGAAGCGGCCAGCACGGUGGAUAGACCUGCGUUGAAAGCUGUGGUUAAAGCGAGAGGGAAGGUGGAAGGACAAUAUAAUGGCGGAUUGUGUGAUAUUGUCGGCACCGGCGGCGACUCCCAUUCCACGUUCAAUGUCUCUACAACCUCCUCAAUCAUCGCCUCCGCUCUACUACUAGUAGCUAAACACGGCAACCGCUCGCAAACAUCCUUUUCUGGCUCAGCAGAUGUCCUGAACUGCAUCCUCCCUGUACCACCCAAGAUUUCCGCCAUCAAAGCAAAUGAUAUUGCCAAGGUGCUCGAAGAAACCAACUACACUUUUCUGUUCGCGCCCAAUUUCCAUCAAGGCAUGAAAUAUGCGGAUCCUGUUCGUCGUGGGUUGGGUAUUCGUACGAUUUUCAAUCUUAUGGGACCUUUGGCGAAUCCAGUGGACUGGGCAUUGGAAGCUCGAGUCGUUGGCGUUGCGUACCAGAGUUUGGGACCUAUUUUCAUUGAAGCGUUACGGCUGGGAGGAUCAAAGAAAGCGCUCGUUAUCUGCGGUGAAGAAGAUAUGGACGAAGUCAGCUGUGCCGGACCGACAAACUGCUGGAGACUUUCUGAAUAUCCCAACCCAGCAUACAAACCCGAGAACGAUGAAGGAGGCGACGAGGAGGAUGAAGAUGAAGAAGAGACUAACCCCCGAACACUCACCAAACUCGACAUCUUCCAACUCCACCCUAAAGAUUUCGGCUUUCCUACGCAUCCUAUAACGGACGUCUACACGAAGAAAAUGCCCAAACAAAACGCAGAGAAGCUUAUGAGUAUCUUGCGCAACGAGCUUGAUCCCGAGGAUCCGUUGAUGCAUUUUGUCCUUAUGAAUACGGCUGCAUUGUUAGUGACGUCGGGAAUAUGUGACGCUGAGACUAGCAAUAUGGGUCCUGGAGAUGAUGGCAAAGUCAUUACGGAGCGUGGACCAGGUGGUGGGCGCUGGAAAGAAGGUGUCCGACGAGCACGAUAUGCGAUCACAAGCGGUCAGGCUCUCAGGAGUUUGGAGCAGUUUAUAGAUGCUACUAAUCGCUUGUAA